AUGUCGCGCCUCAGCCUGAACGGAAUCCGGAUGGAGCGGCACCAGUGCAAGGCGUCCCAGUUCCCCGUCCCGAUGCCCGCAGGGCGGCCGAGUCGCCCCACUCAAGGCCCUGCGCCGGUGAAGACGAGUGGGAAGCCCAUGCAGACGAACCGAAACGUGCGCCACACUGUUGGGUUGCACUCGGAUUUGAUUUUGACCAAUCAUCAUCUCGGUGACGGGAAACUUGUAUACUCCCCUUCAAUGCCUGUAUCACUUCCUCCUAUCCAGUCAAAAAUGGGCAACCAGCGGUCCGUCCUUUGUAAUGCCAACCCAAAUGUCAGGGACGAUCCUGAUAUAGUGAUCACCGAGUUGCUUUUGCUACGAGAGGGCCGUCGAAAAGAAGUGUAUCGCGAUAUUUUUCCAAGGAUCGACGUGAUCAAUGCAUUCGUGGAUCUGGCGUCUCCUUCAAUAACGUCCCCAAGACAAAAGACCUCGAUUGCCUUGGUUCUCCUAUCAUUGUCGUGCGAAGAUGCUAUGGAAGAAUGCGAGCGCAAGAUGAAGGUCGAGAUAAAUGCAAUCGAACCUCAUCCAUAUAAAUUUGGGCGUAAGGAACUUCACAGACUAUGUAACGAGCUCAAUCUGUGGAAGCCAUUCAGAAAGUGA
Molecule: messenger RNA, 642 nt
Organism: Heterobasidion irregulare TC 32-1
Lineage: Eukaryota; Fungi; Basidiomycota; Agaricomycetes; Russulales; Bondarzewiaceae
Exons: 5
Coding region: 1-642 (213 amino acids)
Source: RefSeq, a predicted model, not a curated record